UGAAUCUCAGCUGGGUUACGGACUAAUCUGAUUGACGUUUUCGUGGUGAAUUUAUAAACUGUCAGGAACUUAUAAAAAUUGUGUUGUUUUUUGCUCUGAUAAUGACAUUAUCUUUCAGUAGCGUGUAUUAACAAUAAAUUCAGUAUAUAAUAUUUAAUGACUUAUAAAUGGCGACAACGUGUACAUGUAAUAGGACGGCAGACUAGCCAGUGUGUAGCCCAUAAUUCUGUUACUGUCGCCCCCAUUCACACGUCAGAUUUGCUUUUACCUUCAAAUGGUGUAAAACGGACAGUUCCAGCACUAUCAAGAUUACGCACUUAGUCCCAAAACUUAAUCGCCAAGAAUGAACGUCCGUGAUUGUGAGGCUUUUGGUUGUCAGUUCGUGGCGAUCGUAAUGUCUGUGUAUAUUUGUCGUCGUUGGUACUAAAAGCGAAAUAUUUCUGUAUAGACUUAAGUCAUCAAUUGAGGUAUUCAUCAGUUGAAUUUGGCGUGUUAGUGUGCUGUAAUUACAGAUAUUUUUAACAAAGGGAAAUAUCUGAAUAACUGGUGACACUGAAAAUGCACAUUGCCAGUGAAAAGUUGCGCUGAUCUGAAAUUCUUUUCUCACAAUUUUUUUAACAUGCGUGAAGAGAGAAAAAUUUGUCUUUACAAUGGAUUCAAUCAUGACUCCCUGUGUUGUGUUAAUGUGCUGUCUCGUGGUGACGAACGAUAGACUAACAUCGCAAUGUAGGGGCUACGGGUCAUGUCUGGAGCCGAGCUGAGAGCCGAUCAGCUGCAGCAACUCUAUCUGUGCAGUCUCCUCUUGGGCCGAAAGCGUGAACAGCCAAUCUUCUCCUGCAAGGCGCACGUGUUCCAUAUUGAUCCUAAGACAAAGCGCUCCUGGAUCUCGGCAUCCUCCACUGCGGUCAGCGUCUCAUUCUUCUAUGACUCAACCCGCAGUUUGUACCGUAUCAUUAGCGUCGAAGGCACAAAGGCAGUGAUCAACAGCACAAUUACACCCAAUAUGACCUUCACUAAAACAUCACAGAAGUUUGGCCAGUGGUCAGAUGUCCGUGCCAACACGGUGUACGGUCUAGGAUUUUCAUCAGAAGCAGAGCUCACUAAAUUUAUUGAGAAAUUCCAAGAAGUGAAAGAAGCAACUCGCCAAGCAGCUUCAAAGCCAACAACAAAUGGCACUGGUGGUAGCACUGGCACUGGUGUCACACCUGUAACAAGUGCCAAUGCAAGUCCCAUAACUGCACGAGCCUGUGUUCCUCCGCCCCGAUCUACAGAGACUCUGUUGCCACCAAGUGACUCGACACUGUUGCUGGACCCUCCAAACAGCACCAACACCACAACUGCCUCUUCGCACAACAGCACCAUCAAUUCGCCAGCACCAGCUGCUGCUUCCACUGUAGUAAGCAACAAUGCAGUGCCUAAUGUAGUGAUAGGAGGGUCUGCUGGAGACUCCAGUACCUUGAAAUCUUCAAUGACUGCUCAUCAACGCAGCCAGUCUCUUUCAGGACUUCAGCCUGGUGAAAGUCCCAAGCAUCAGGCGAAGACUACAGGGGAUAAACCCCCAGCACCUGCAGCGGUAGUGACUGCCAUUUUUUUUUCUCAGCUGAAGUAUGAGAAUGACCGACUGAAGUUGGCCUUGGCACAGAGUUCAGCAAAUGCAAAGAAGUGGGAAAUAGAACUAGCAACACUUAAGAAUAAUAAUAUGCGACUUACAAGCGCCUUACAAGAAAGUACUGCCAAUGUGGAGGAGUGGAAACGCCAGCUACAUUCCUACAAGGAGGAAAAUCAAAGAAUGAAGACAAAAUAUAUUGAACUUGAAGCUGCCAAAGGAAGCACAGAAGCUGCUGCAGAAUUGCGAAAAGAAUUGCAGUCGUUACGUUCACGUGUUGAGAGUUUGGAACAGGAACUGAAAACAAAGGAUGAGGAGAUAAAGAGGCUUUGUAAACAACAAUCUUUGCCAGCUGAUCAACAGUCGCUGCAGGGUCGUUCUCAGGAUGAACGCUGCAAGAACCUCCAGCAGGAGAACACAGAGUUGCAGGCUGCUGUAUCGUUAGCACAGGCACAGUUGGAGACUGCUCUGUCAGCUCAGGAAUCCCAAAAGCGUGUUCUGGAAACGCUGAAUGCACAGCUAGCAGCGCGACUACAAGAACUGGCUGGAAUUCAUCGUGAGAUUGCCACAGCUUUACAGACAUGAGAGGAGGUUCACAAUAUUCCUUAUUGGUCAACUGUGUAACACUCUUCUGCAGCUUAACUGUCAUGACAAGGUGAAUGAACAAACACGUGUUUCCUCAUUCUGUAAGAGACAUCUUUAUAGAUGAUUGAAAUGUUAAAGUGUGGUUAAUAAAUUUUGAAAGAAGAAAAACGUAGCAAAGUAGGUGGAAAAUUUUUGCGUAAAGAAAAAGGUAGAAAUGAUGAAAGUUUGGUAGAAAUUUCUCUUAUUAAAAUUAAUAUGACAAUGUUAAGUUUGUUUUACAUACAAUGAAUUUUUUAAAUACAAAAUAUAGAAUGAUGAAGCAUUGAAACAUUGUGUAUAAAAUUCAAACCGUACAUAAUAAUUACCGUGUUUCAUGAAUGUUACCGUGAAGCUGAGAUGACCAUUGAAGUUAUUUAAGAAUAGUUGAAGUGCAGUGUUUUAAAUUUGAGAAAAUUUUCAAUACACCCCCAUUAUAUAAUACAAAUGGAAUAGGUUUACACACUGAGUUGAAUGGGAACAUAAAAGGGCUUUAUCCGUCUGAAGGUAUGGCAUAUGCUUUAAUCGUCACUGUUGCAAAACUUUAGAUAAAAGUUUGUGAACAGGUAUUGAAAAUACUCUCAUGUUAUGUUAAUCUUACGAGAAAUUCCAGUUUUUAUGAGAGCAAGAUAUGCAGCUAAAAAUAAUAUGUGUACAAAGUUUUAAAUUGUGACUUGGUGCUUGUCCAUCGUUACUUUUUCCAAAUUCUUUGCAUGGAAAAUAGUUGAUAGUUUUGAUGUUGUAUUUUUUCCCUGCAAGACUGAUGUUUGUUAAUUAAAGUAGAAAUAGUGUGUGCUGAAUUUGGUACACAAUUUGAACUUCUUAUACAGCAGAUGAAAUAGAAGUCUACUCAGUUAAAAAUGGAGAUGUCAGUUUUAAGGAUUGUAUAGAGCUCCCCCUUUACUUUUAAUUAGCAAUUUGUUAAAAUCUAUGUGUAAGUUAAUUUCUCCAAGGUUUAUUUCACAUUUAUUAUGGGAGCAGAAUCUUUGGAUCAUUUAGAGGCUGAAAAAUUUCAAUUUGGUGAUUCCCUUGGUUGCACAAAGUUCUCAAUGCAAAUGUCAGUUCCAGUGUUGUUAUGUGAUGAAACCAAAAAUGUCUCAUCCAAAUGUACAUUAUCGAAUAAACCCUAUACUACGUUGCCACAUUUCAUGGAAUUCAGGGGAACUGCUGCAUGUAUUGAUAUAUAUCUUGUAUUUGUUUAGAGAUCUGAAUAAAAUAAGUAUCAGCUCUUUUAUAACAAUAAAUAUUUUACAUUGUAAUAUAUUAGUAGUAAAACUUUCUUUCUUUUUAUGUAAUAAACAUUUUUGAAUGACUUAUAUAAGUUGUUAGAUAUAUAAUGGUGGUACACUGUGUAUAGUAAAAUGUGUUGGGCGAGGCAGCUGGUUCUGCACAAACUCCCCCAGAGAGAAAUAAUUAAUCACCACUGCUAACACUGCCCAACAGUUGGAAUUUGUUGUGAUAACAGUAUAUACACAUUCAGUUCAAUGAAUGAUGUUGCAAUUGUAAGUGAUAGUGUGCUUAAGUAGUCAGGAUUAAGUCCUGGCACUUUCAUGUUUGAGAUACUCUUCAAUUUUCUUUCCUAUUAUAAGUCGGCUUUAUUAUUGAAUAUAUAUUGCUACGAGACAUUUAAUUUCUUGUCCUUAAUUUUAUAUUUACACUUUGAUUUUAUUUGUACGGAGCCAGGAUAGCUCAGUCAGUACAGUGACUAACUACGAGUUGGACGCCUGGGGUUCGAUCCCCAACAGGGGAAGAGGAUUUAUCGUCUAGCCCCUUUGUUUAGACCAGCUCUGGGGCUCACCCAGCCUGCUGUCCAGUGGGUACCAGCAUCCUUUUCUGGGGGUAAAGCGCGGCCAGGGCGUGAUGCCGACCGCACACACCCAUUUAGUGCUGAGGUCAAAAAUGAGUAGGAACUAUACCUCCACUCUCCCCAAAUGACCUACAAGGCAUGUAGUGGGACUGGUUUACUUUACUUUAUUUUUAUUUGUACAGUGAACUUGAAUAGUUAUAUUAACAUUGAAAAGUUAGGGAAAAUAUUUAUAAUUAACAGGAAAAUGGAGCCAAGAUUACAUGCAUAUAUUUAUUUACAUAAAAUUCAAAAUAUAGUUUGUUAAGUUAAUUUUCAUCUUUUAUUUUAUGCCAUAUGUGGUGUAUAUGUGGUAUACUUGAUAUGAAUUUUUGAAAGUCCAAAGAGAGUCCCUUCAAACCAUUACAUAAACUAGAUGAGUCAAUAUGUUGUAAGUAAAUGCACUUUAGAUUAGAAACUCACAAAAUUGUUCUAAUACUUAUAGAGCUGCAAGUAAAUGUAGUUCAACUCUGUUCUAAUAUGUAUCUGUAUUAUGAUAUUACGUAUCUGUAUUAUGAUAUUAUCAUGGCACAAAGAUCAGUUUUACACUGAACAGCCUGAACCAGAUAUUGGUCACAUAAUGAGUAUUUAUAUUUUACCAUCUUCCAAGUAGAACAAGUGCUGUAUAUUAAGUAAUAUGUCCUAUAUUCAUGGUAUUUUAUUGCCAAGGGUGAUGAAUUAAAUGGCAGUAUAAUUUUAAUUUGAAGCAGAAACCACCGGUUUUCAUUGUUUUAAGAAGAAUGUAGACACAAGCUAGUACAGAGUCUCCUCAAAACUGGUGUUCCCUUUCCGACAGACUUCUUGAUCAUGCACAAGAAUAAAUACUAAUUCAUUCCAUCAAAUUGAGAAUCUCAUUGUAAGGGAGACGUAUGCACUGAUCUGUGCAUCCUUACUCGUUUCUCUUUCUAUUUUAUGGUAUAAACCUUAUCCAAUAAAUGAAUUUAACAUAUACUGCUUAUUUGUCAGCAGAGACUGGUUUUCUCAUAAGUGGAAAAGUCUGUGGUGGCAUUUUUUGUUUCAUUUUACACAGAACAGUAGAGAUUCUGCGUGUUUUUAAUAGGAUCACUUUUAAUACUAAGUAGAGCAAGCUCACUAUGGAUACUUGUGAAAAAUUAUCAGUAUAUACUCAAAUUUAAAACAAUGUUGUUUGAGUGAGAUUUCAGGUUCUCAUUGCAGUGAAUGUGAAGAUGGAUGUCUUCUGGGCUGUUGUGCCGUGUAGUCUGGUAGACUUUACUGACAUUUCAGAGGUACUUGCUGCCUUCAUCAUCAGUACAACAACCCAGAAGGCAGCCAUUUUCAGGCUUGUUUAAGGUCAGUUAACAAACAUUGAACUUGUUAAUCCUAUACCUUGAAUCAUGCUAUAUCAGAUACUUGUAUUCACUUUGAGAUAGUGUUGGGAUGAUCUAAGCUAAUGAUGUGGAUGUCUGUUAGGUCAUUAAGUAUUUCAUAUGAAUGGUGUCAGGCAGCGUGUUUUAAAAUAUCUAGGGGGAGGGAACAUUUGAAAUGGUGUGUUAUUGCAAAACUAGAUUGAAAUUUGUAAGAAAAGACUGAAAUAUGAGUGUGGUGCUGUUAAUGUUAUGAUUAAGUAAAGUUUCACAACUGCAAAUGCACUCUGCUCAAUGGUUAUAUUGAUUUGUAUCCCAAAUACUGCAGUUAUGUAGUAUGUUAUAAUUUGUACAUAUGUUUGGACUGGGUAUGAGUAUUGUGUACAAGCAUUUAAUGACAGUACACAAGUUUAAUUUUAUAUUGAGCUGUAUUUUUUAAUUUUUUAUAUAAACAUUGUUUUACAUCUCAUUAUUUUAAGCCAACAAAUGGAUUUUAGUGGUAGAAAGUCUUUCUUCACACACACAUGCAAUAAGCCUGCCUCAUAAUUUCAUUCUGUCUGAUUUAAAUUUGGCAAAACUUGUAUGUCUUCGAGAACAAUUUAAAUAACAAGACAGUCUUUAUUUUACAAGCACAUUUUACAAAUAUAUAAUAUUCAUUGAAACCUGUAUACUUGGUAUAUGAGACAUUGUAAUGACAAGUACAGUACAUUUAGUUGAGAAGGAAACUUCAUUCUUCUGAUUAUCUGAUGUCAAACUACUGUGCAUCACACGCAGAUCAGCACAAGUUAUUUCCUGUAAGUGCUUGUGACAUGUAUCAGCCUCAGCUUAUUACAAAUUCCUUUGUUAGGUCUUUUUCUAUUAAUUUAGACAUGGACUACCAAUUUCUCACAUACAGCUGCAGCAUUCAAAAUGUCAGUGAGAUAGAAAGGAUAGGGAGUGGGCAUCCAUAUCGGUUUUGCCAGGUACUGACAAAUAGUUGUACUAUCUGUACUGAUAACAUAGCUCAAAACUGAUGGUUUCUUAUUUAUUGAUUUACUAGUGAAAUGUGUAAAAAUGAUUGUCCUGUAAUGGAGCUGCCAGUUACAUGGUUUUGUCCACCAUAAAUUAUACAUUGUGUCCCAUACCAUUUUGAUAGGAUUCAAGUCAGUUUGAAAUUAAGACUGACAGACAGAUUUGAACCUGCCUACUUGGUACCUACCCUGUGAAUGACUAGUGUAUCAUAUCAGCAGGAUAAAGACUGAUCGCCAGCAAAACAUUCUCUUUGUUCUCGGUGUUGUAAAGUUUCCUCCUCAAUUGAACACUUUGUAUGAUACACAAUGUAUCCUUUCCAAUUAUUCCUUAUUCCAAAAUGGGCAGGUAUGAAAUACAAAGGCAAUGUCAGAAAUUUUUAAUAUUUGAUUACUGGUAUGUAUAUAGAAGUGGUUGUAUUAUUUUCUGCCAAGAAUUGUGUGUUUUAUGUACAUUCUGGAAGAAAGAAGGUAUUAAAGACCAAUGAAUGCUGGGGAUUGUGA
Messenger RNA from Zootermopsis nevadensis, 6906 nucleotides. It is a transcript of the gene homer, whose product is annotated as homer protein. The record is from RefSeq and is a predicted model, not a curated record. Gene Ontology annotation, biological process: G protein-coupled glutamate receptor signaling pathway. Lineage: Eukaryota; Metazoa; Arthropoda; Insecta; Blattodea; Termopsidae. Gene Ontology annotation, molecular function: G protein-coupled glutamate receptor binding.